AUGCGACGAAGUUGUGCCCCAUCCAUGAAACGGACUUGUGAUGCCAGCGCUGCGUUACAACCGGUCAAGAAAACAAUAAAUACAGCGGAGAAGCCACUAGCUAGAGGAUUUCAUCAAGAUCGUUCCUCAACUACCACAGUAGGCCAACAAAGCAGCCAGAGUGCCGUAUUGAAACCGAAGAACUCCAAUGGAAAUGAUACUACAAUCAUUUUUACCGUUGUUUGGGGUAAAAUAAGCACCCGAAAACACAAAACUUGGGAAGGAGACGGUACACUCGAAGUGUCCGGUAGAAGUGCCGUGCUGAAGGAUGAAGAAGGCCGAAUAAUAACGUCGACCAGUGGGUUAAAGGUCGAAGAGGUAACGGAAGGCAUCCAGCUAGUUGUUGGAUCGAAGGAAGUCGAAGUGUUGGAGAAAUGGAGGGAAAAACAAUCUCCAACAGACUGCAGCACAAAUUUAUCGACAGUUGCGGGCAGUUCGAAACAUGGGACGACGGCAUUGCCUGCCAAAAAAAGUUUUAAACCACCGGAGCAAAGAGUACAGCAGGAAGAGAUUGAACCGUUGCAACCGAUAAACGAUUCGUUUACCUUUCCAGUUAAAUCUUCACCUUCAUCUACAUCCAGCGCUAGUAACACUUUCAAACCGGGUUCUUCGAUUAUAGAUGAGACAAUAGUAGAACCGUUGAUAAUGAAGAAACCGUCAUUCGAACAUCAAUUCCAGUACAAUGUGGAGAAUGUACCCAUACCGGAAGUACACGUUCCGCCCUGCCUUACCCGUCAUUUGCGUCCACACCAGCGUGAAGGUGUUGCGUUUCUCUACGAAUGUGUGACUGGCAUGAGAAUGCUACAACCGCCCGGUUACGGUGCAAUUUUGGCCGACGAAAUGGGUCUCGGAAAAACGCUCCAGUGUAUCGCUCUAAUGUAUACGCUGCUAAAAAGCGGACCAUAUGGAAAACCGCUAGCCAAGCGCAUACUGAUUGUCACGCCGAGCAGCUUGGUGGAAAAUUGGGAUCGUGAAAUUACCAAAUGGUUGCGAAACGAACGAAUCUUUACCUUUAUCGUUGGGCCAAACAAUAAGCUGAAACGGUACGCACAAUCGUCGCACAUCCCGAUACUGAUCAUAUCGUACGAGAUGCUGUCCAAGCAAAUCGGUGAACUAGACACGGUGCGAUUCGACUUGAUGUUUUGCGAUGAAGGACAUCGGCUUAAAAACAACAAUGUAAAAGCAUUUGGUGUGCUGAAUCAGCUGGCUUGCAAACGACGCGUGCUUCUGACCGGUACACCGAUACAGAACGAUCUGCAAGAGUUCUUUUCACUGAUAAACUUUGUCAAUCCGGGCAUUAUUGGUUCGUAUCCGGAUUUUAAGGCACGCUACGAAACUCCAAUUAUUGUUUCGCAACGGCCCGGCAUAUUGCCACAAUCGAUCGAGCUCGGCAUUGAGCGGCUGAACGAGCUAAAAGCCAUUACGGAUCGAUUUAUGUUGCGCCGAACGCAGGAAGUGAUUAACCAAUAUCUACCCGACAAGCACGAGGUAGUGAUCCUGUGUCACCCGUCCGAGCUGCAGACCAGCUUGACCCAUACGGCAUUAACAUUUUAUGACAGCGAGAAAGGUUCUUCGAAUGCAAUUUCACCGCUUCAGAUGAUAACAAUUUUGAAGAAAAUUUGCAAUCAUCCUUCGCUCGUGUCGGUACAGGGCAAGGGUGAUCCGGAAUCGUUGGUACGUGUACUGUCGGACCAGUUACCAUGCUGGCAACGAAUGGGACCAAGCGAUUCAGUCAAACUGGCCAUUGUGGAGGCGCUAUUGGAGGCGAUGUUAGUCAAGCAGGAAAAAAUUGUGAUCGUAUCGUACUACGGUAAGACGCUAGACAUGAUUGGUGGGUUGUGUGAGCAUUACAAUUACAAAUACUGCCGGUUGGAUGGUUCAACGGCUGGUCCCGAUCGUGGUAAGAUCGUAGCGGCAUUUAACAAUACCACUUCCGAUUGUUUCAUUCUACUGCUUAGUGCUAAAGCGGGUGGUGCUGGAUUAAAUCUGAUUGGAGCAUCCCGAUUAGUGCUGUACGAUAACGAUUGGAAUCCAGCCAACGAUCUGCAGGCCAUGUCUCGUGUGUGGCGUGAUGGACAGAGGAAACCCGUCUACAUCUAUCGGUUGCUAACUGCCUACUCGAUCGAGGAGCGCAUAUUUCAAAGACAAAUUUCCAAAACAUCCCUUAGCGGGUCGGUAGUAGAUCAGAGACAAAAUCUAAGCAAUCUAAAGCUGUCGGACGAGGAACUGAAGGACCUGUUCUCCAUUAUCGACCCAAACGAUGCAGACGAUUGUUUGACGCACAGUUUACUCGAGUGUUCGUGUGCCGGGAUUGGUAAUGCUCCAGAUAAGGAGGAUAUUUUCGAUGAUUCCAUCGACGAUUUAACAACCGAAAGCCGCUUUCAAUUAAGACCACCCGGUGCAAAGCGCAGCAAAACAAGUAAGAAGAAAUUUGCACUCAAGAUGCAGGAACUAAUGCGCUGGGAACAUCACCGAUCGCCCGUAUCCGAGCGUGUCCUAGAGCAGCUCGGUUUGUCCCGUUGUGCCGACGAGGUCAUCUUUUUGUUUCGAAACAUUGUAUCAGCAACGAAAUAA
Messenger RNA from Anopheles maculipalpis, 2613 nucleotides. RefSeq names its product DNA repair and recombination protein RAD54B-like. Gene Ontology annotation, molecular function: DNA translocase activity; ATP binding; ATP-dependent chromatin remodeler activity. Gene Ontology annotation, cellular component: nucleus. The record is from RefSeq and is a predicted model, not a curated record. NCBI's taxonomy places the organism in Eukaryota, Metazoa, Arthropoda, Insecta, Diptera, Culicidae. The coding region runs from base 1 to 2613 and encodes 870 amino acids. The transcript has a single exon. Gene Ontology annotation, biological process: reciprocal meiotic recombination; double-strand break repair via homologous recombination.